Messenger RNA from Rasamsonia emersonii CBS 393.64, 1077 nucleotides. Its product is annotated as Sucrase/ferredoxin-like family protein. The coding region runs from base 1 to 1077 and encodes 358 amino acids. The transcript has 2 exons. The record is from RefSeq and is a predicted model, not a curated record. NCBI's taxonomy places the organism in Eukaryota, Fungi, Ascomycota, Eurotiomycetes, Eurotiales, Trichocomaceae.
AUGCAGGCGAUCCUCCGCCGCGGGGCACAGUUUCUGUCAUCCUCGAAAGACAGUAGUACUAGUACUGCUGCUGCUGACGGCAGCUUCCGAUCCGUCUCGUCGCACGAUGCGCUCUUCCCCAAGGUCGACCCCGUGGUCGAUGGCGAGGACUGUGAUCGCGACUGCGCCAGCUGCACGGUGCAUUACCCGGCCAGGUUCGACGUCAAUCUCACAGACAAGCUGUACGGCAAUGUCAAUGCGUGGGCGACGCAUGUGCUCGUCGCGACGGGCAAGACGGACUGGGUGAGGGAUGUGACGGACGAGAAGGGGAGUGUCAUGGAGGCGAUUGGCAAGGGGGGGAUUGAGCCGAGCAAUGGGAAACUCAAGCUUUCUGCCUCCAACAUCCCCGUUCCGGACGAGUACCAUCACCACGAGGAUGGCUCUCCGUCUCGCCCGACAACGGUGCUUCUCCUGCCUGCUUUUACCUUCAUCGACCACGUCACGCCCGCCCUGGUCCCGGAUCUGAUCAAAUACUUUGUCAACCCGUCCGUGACGACGACGACGCCGUUACACUCGCAGAAGAAGGACGAUGCAAGCUCGGCGACGAAUACCGCUGACAUCUCCUCGCUUACCCCUCUGCGCUCCCGGCUCUGUCCGCACGCGGCCGUCAUUCUGCUCUGCUCGCAACGCACCCGGGAUGCUCGCUGCGGCAUAUCUGCGCCGCUGCUCAAGCGCGAGUUCGAGCGGCACCUGCGCACGUACGGACUUUAUCGCGACGCAGACGACGAGCGGCCCGGAGGCGUGGGCAUCUACUUCAUCAGCCACGUGGGGGGGCAUAAAUACGCGGCGAACGUGAUCGUAUACCGACGGAGAGAUUUCGAGUGGUACAAGAAGAAAAGCAGCAGCGAAGAAGAGGAGAAGAAGCGGGCGGAAGAACAGGAGGCAGAGGGUGCGACGCAGGGUAUCUGGCUGGCAAGGGUCCGGCCGGAGGAGUGCGAGAACAUUGUCAAGUUUACGGUCUUGCAGGGCAAAGUCGUCAAGCCGAAGGACCAGUUGCGAGGGGGGUUUGAUAGGGAGAGGGGGGUCACCAGUUGGUAG